CUCAGCGAGGCUGGUGUACACAUACGGUUCCUACUUCGGGGAGAGUUGAUGAUUAGAGCCAUGGAUGCGCGUGCGGAGGUCGGCCCUGCUCCCUCCCCCACACGUCAUGCGGCGAGCGCGACACCACCAGCCCAUGCCUCAACCACCACAACGGCCAUGGACAGCACUGAAGAGUCCCUCUGGCCAGACCAACCCUCUCCACUCCAUUGCGACCACCGAUUCAUUGCUUCCAACGCCCACAGGCCAUCUUAA
Molecule: messenger RNA, 252 nt
Organism: Bipolaris victoriae FI3
Lineage: Eukaryota; Fungi; Ascomycota; Dothideomycetes; Pleosporales; Pleosporaceae
Exons: 1
Source: RefSeq, a predicted model, not a curated record